Messenger RNA from Salvia miltiorrhiza (redroot sage), 2742 nucleotides. RefSeq lists its product as uncharacterized. Gene Ontology annotation, molecular function: nucleic acid binding; RNA-DNA hybrid ribonuclease activity. The coding region runs from base 1 to 2742 and encodes 913 amino acids. The record is from RefSeq and is a predicted model, not a curated record. The transcript is spliced from 2 exons. Lineage: Eukaryota; Viridiplantae; Streptophyta; Magnoliopsida; Lamiales; Lamiaceae.
AUGAAAAUCACAGGCGCAGUAGAGGACCUGAGGACACUCAUGUACCCCCAUGAUGACGCGCUGGUUUUCACGGCCGACAUAGCAACUUGUAUUGUACAUCGCAUCUUCGUGGACUCUGAGAGUGCGGUGAAUAUUUUAUACUUAGAAUGUCUCCAAAGUAUGGGGAUCGAGGCUAAUAUUGAACCCACGAACGCCACUCUGUUCGGAUUCAGCGGAGAAAUCAUCAUGCCACUGGGGUUUGUGGAGUUACAAGUUACUCUCGGCAGGGCAGAUGCCUGCAAAAAUAGGAUGAUACGAUUUUUGGUGGUAGACAUGCCCAAACCAUCUUACAACGUGAUACUCGGACGCCCUGCUCUGACGGCGUUCAGAGCAAUCAUUUCAAUGUUCCACCUAAAAAUGAAAUUCCCAAUCGGAGGCGGAAGAGUGGGGGAAGUCUGGGAUGAUCAAAAGAUGUCAAAAGAAUGCCAUGUGCGAAUGCUCACGCAAUCUUCGGUUCAAAAAAGAGAAAGAGAAAGGGCAACAGAGGGAUCAGACACUAGAAAGAAGGGGAAGACGAGUGAUGUCGCUGGCCCGGCAGAAGAACGAUGGGAAUUGUCAGAGCUGUUAAAUGCUCGGGAAAACUCUGAGAAAUCUGCCUUGAUAUCUACCAACGGCGUGUGUAACAUGAUUGACCUAUUUCCGGGAAAAGAGGACUUUCAGACAAAAAUCGGGUCAUCCAUGAAUGAACAAACCAGAGCAGAGCUAAUCAACUGUCUUCAGAGGAAUGCGGAUGUGUUUGCUUUCAGCACAGGCGACUUAAAGGGCAUUGACAGAGGAUUGGCGGAACAUCGCCUCAAUGUAGAUCCCAAUGUAAAACCAGUAAAACAAAGAACAAGGCAUUUUGGGGCCGAAAAAGAUGUUGCCAUCAGAGAGCAGGUCCAAGGAUUACUAGAUGCGGGUCACAUCGAAGAGGUACAGUACCCGGAAUGGAUCUCAAACGCCGUGAUGGUGGCUAAAAAGACAAACACUUGGCGCAUGUGUGUGGACUACAGGGACUUGAAUGCCGCUUGCCCUAAGGAUCAUUAUCCUCUACCGAGGAUUGACCAACUUGUGGAUUCUACCUCGGGUUGUGCGUUGCUAUCCAUGAUGGACGCCUAUCAAGGGUAUCACCUAGUCAAAAUGCAUAAAGGGGAUAUUGCCAAAACGGCCUUUGCCGUCUACUGCGGGGUAUUUGGUUGGAAGAGCAUGCCGUUCGGUCUUAAGAACGCGGGGGCUACGUAUCAAAGAAUGAUGGAAAAAAUAUUCUGGGAACAGCUCUCGAAGAAUAUAUCGGUAUACGUGGAUGAUAUGCUUGUGCGAAGUAUCAGAGCAGAGGACCACGUCUCUGACCUGGAAGAAAUUUUUACAGUUAUCAGGGAUCAUAGACUCAUGCUUAAUCCAGCAAAGUGCACCUUCGGGGUCACCACAGGGAAAUUUUUGGGACACAAGGUCACCCCGGCAGGGAUCGAGGUCAACUCAGACAAGGUGAAGGCCAUAAUAGAUAUGACACCGCCCAGAGGCAUCAAAGAGGUACAAACUCUUAACGGGCGUAUCACUGCCCUGAGUAGGUUUAUUUCACAAUCGACAGAGCGAAGCUUGCCGUUUUUCAAGAUUUUAAGAAAGGGGACCAGAUUUAAAUGGGAUGCGGAGUGUCAGUCAGCUUUCGAUGAUCUCAAAGUAUACUUGGCAGAGCUCCCGACUCUGACCAAACCAAUUCCUGGGGAAGUAUUAUAUUUGUACAUAGCAGUGGGCGAGGAAUCAGUUAGCUCUGUCCUUAUCAGAGAGGCGGGGAGUCAUCAGAAGCCGGUCUACUUUGUCAGCAGGGUGAUUCAAGGGCCCGAAUUAAACUAUUCAGAGAUUGAAAAGGAUGCUCUGGCAGUCAUGGUCACAGCUCGGAAGCUAAGACCCUACUUCUUAUCACAUCGCGUGGUGGUUCGAACUGCCUUACCCUUCAGACAAGUGCUGGGAAGGCCAGAUCUUUCAGGACGCAUGGUGAAAUGGGCCGUGGAGUUAGGGGAAUAUGAUGAGAAUUAUGAGCCAAAGAUGGCUAUCAAGGCCCAAGCCCUUGAGGAUUUUAUUCAAGAAACUACUCGUCGCCCUGUGCAAGAGUUUUGGGUGGCUUUCGUAGAUGGAUCGGUUACAAAAGAGGGAUGUGGGAUCGGAGUGUAUAUCAUUUCUCCAGGAUCAGAGGUAUACCAAUUCGCUAUCAAAUUCACCUGUAAGAUACCCAACAAUGAAGCUGAGUAUGAGGCCGUGGUCAGAGCAGCGCAUAUUUUGUCAGAGCUGCGGGCGGAAUGUGUCACCAUCAGAACUGACUCACAAUUGGUAGCUCAGCAACUCUCGGGAGGAUACCAUAUAAAAGAGGAUCGGAUGCGAGCAUAUCACAGCAAAAUUGUUGAAUUAAAGAAAAAAUUUGUGGAAUUCAGAAUAGAACAGAUCUCGCGAGAGGAGAAUACCCGGGCAGACUUAUUGGCACGGGUUGCCAGCGCAGUGGAGCAGACGUGGAAUGAUGAGAUCACGCUGCUCUGCGACACCAGAGGGAUGAGGACUUCCCAAGUUGCUGCGGUGGGCACACGGGAUUCAGGGAUCUUAUACGAAAAACCAUCCGGGCAGGGUUCUAUUGGCCAACCAUUACUAAUGAUGCCAGAGAAUUCGUUCGCAAAUGUGAGGCUUGUCAGAGGCAUGCUGGCAGGAUUAAUGUUCCAGGGGAGACUAUGGGAGUAA